This is a messenger RNA of Bipolaris sorokiniana ND90Pr, 1149 nucleotides long. RefSeq lists its product as uncharacterized. The transcript has a single exon. Lineage: Eukaryota; Fungi; Ascomycota; Dothideomycetes; Pleosporales; Pleosporaceae. The record is from RefSeq and is a predicted model, not a curated record. Bases 1 to 744 code for a protein of 247 amino acids.
AUGAACAACAUCACCAGCGGGCUUACAGCUGAGGCCAAGGGCAAUAUGCUUGCAAACCUCCAAAUCGAACUCAACUCGCGCAUUGAGAAGCUACGAGCUCAGUGCGAGGCUCAGUGCGCCAGUAUGCAGUCGCGCCUCGAGCGACGCGUCAACCGCAUCCCGGUCGUGACGCGCCAAACCACACUCGCCAACCUCCUCAAGGCAUCAGCACCAGUACGACUUAUUACCGCGCCUGCCCCACCAACCAAGGUCACAGAUACAACCGCCAUCACAACAACGACUACCACUACUGCCGCCACCAAGAAGACAGUUGGUACUGGUACUGCUGGCCGCAAACCUCGCAAUGCUGUACCCAGCGCGCCUUCUUCGCGACCCGCAUCCUCUCCAGAAGUGCGCAUUAAGUCCACUUCCACAAACAAGACUAUCAAUACCAAAGCUGUCCCCACAUAUGCCAAAGCAACAAAGACGGCCCGAGCAAAGAAGCGCAGCAGCGACGAGCUGUCUGGCGAGGACAAGGAAAACUCUGAAUUGCCUGUGCCCAAGAAGCGCACUAGAAAUGUUGCUCCCAAGGCCGCAACUGAGAAGGUUGAGAAGGCCGAGAAGACGACGACCACUGGCACCACACGUUCGACUCGGGCUGGAUCUCGCACCAAGCCUGCGGGCGGCCAUGUGCUCUCUCCCAAGACCAAUGCAGCCAACGUGCGCAAGCCUGCUCCUGCUGCACGUAGCGUCCGCCCCCGGUAGCGCCCUUAGAUGGAUAUGGUUACGCAGCAUUGGUUAUUUUGGCGUUUGAUGAUGAUACCCCUCUCGUUUUCGGCAUCUGGGCGGCGCUUUUCAAAGUUUUUGAUUGUUUUUUGUUUUGUUUUUCCGGAAUUUACUGGAUUUCUGGAUUUCUGAAUAUCCGGAUCUUUUUUACUUCUACUUUCACAUCAUGCCGACCGAGUUCGGCAGUUUAUUUCUCUUGGCCAUUGGCUUGAAUGAAGGAGUCUUCCCCCGUUCGAGUUCCAGCCGCCCGCAAGGGAAGGCUCUUACAGGGGGGAUUUCCGGAACACAGCCGGGUUGGAGGAGAUAUAUCUUGCUGGGACUCGGAGGAAUGUAGGGUUUGCGCUUCGCAUUGUGUAUUAGUUUUGUUGUUUUUGUUUUUGUUUG